UGGUCCCCUGCUCAGAUGGCCCCAGUCUCCCGUGGCUGCAGGGGGGGCCGGGGGCGGGGGAGGCGAUCGCCAGGCAGCGGGAAGCCCCGGGGACCAGCCCUGGCCCCGCCCCCUGGCCCUCCCCAGCCCUGUGGGCAGACACAGCUGUGGCCAACGCUCGCCCCUGAGGCAGCUGGAGCCGAGGACCCUCCCGCCCUACUGCUCCCUGGCGAACAAGCCUCAGCUGGCAGGAGGGAAGGGCCCCUGGCCAGGCAGUGGACCCUGGAGGACGAAGAGGAACAGGAGAGGGAACGGCGGCGGCGACACCGGAGCCUGAGCUCCACCACGGACGACCAGGUGGCCCAGCCGGCCCAGGACGGAGACGCGGCGGCCCCAGAGAGACUGCCGAGCGUGGAGGAAACGGAGGUCUCCCCCCAACCACCCCUAGACUCCAGUGGUGAGGACGUGUGGGCCGUCCUCAGGGCACGGCAGGAGCGGAGGCAGAGGCAGCGGGAGGCGGAGGUCGCACAGGCCCCCGUCCGGGAGCAGCUGGACACAGAGGAGGAGGAUGGCGCGGGCACUGGGCAGGCGGGGCAGCUGCCCCCAGCGCCCGAGAAGGAGCUGGGGCUGCUGCUUCGCCGGAGACUGAGCCGGGAGCGGCAGAGCUCCUGGGUCCGGGAGGAGGAGAGCUUGGUGGGCAGGGAGCCGGGAUGCAGCAGGAAGGGGGGCUCAGAGAAGCCCUCUGCCCCAGAGAAGACAUUAGCGCCCGAAAAGAGCCUGGACUCCAAGGAAGUCUCCACCUCCGGGAAGACUGCCAGCCCUGAGAAAGUGUCUGUGUCCCAGAAGAUUGCAGUGUUGGAGAAAAGAACCAUCUCGGGAAAGACGCUGGUUCUGGAAGAAACAAGUGUCUUGGAGAAGCUGCCCUCCCCAGGGAAGACGUCGGACUCAGAAAAGAGACUGACGUCUGAGAAAGCAGCAGUCUUUGAGAAGACCCCGGCCCCUGAGACGCGGCGGGCCCCGGCGAGGGCGGCGGCCCCAGGGCAGCCCCGGGCCCAGGAGCGGCCAGCCUCUGCGCAGAGCCCGUCCACCCCCAAGGGGCAGGGGAGGGCCGGCCCCAAGCAGGAGCCCCCGCCCUCGGCGGGGCUGCGGGGGCAGGGGGCAGAGCGUCCGGCUGGGACUUGCCACCUCCCACCCAUCACUCUCCAGUUGAAAAUCCCCAGCAAGGAGGACGAGGCGGACACAGCCUCGCCCACCCAGGCCACCUACAGCAGCUCCCUGAAGCGCUCCAGCCCCAGGACCAUCUCCUUUCGGAUGAGCCCCCGGAGAGACCACUCAGAGGCAGCCUUAACCCGCAGCAGCAGCAUGAAGAUCCCAGCCAGCUCCUUCACACUGGGCCAGAAGCUGGAGAGAUACCACACGGCUGUACAGAGCUCGGAGUCAGUCAGGGCUCCGGGCCCCUCCCGCGCCGAGUUCUUGGUGGCUCCCGUGGACGUCGCCAACAAGCGCCGCCUCUUUGAGAAGGAGCUGGUGGGUCAGGGCCGGGGAGGAGCAGCCUCCAGCCGGAAGGAGAACUUGCGGCUCUCGGGGGUUGUGACGUCCAGGCUCAACCUGUGGAUCAGCAAGACGCAGGAGUCAGGAGAUGGGGACCCGCAGGUGCAGAAAGAGUCGGCAGCCGCCAGGAGGAUCCAGUGGAGGAAGAAAGUGGACUCCCUGGAUGCCAAGGUGUGAGAAGCCUUGUCUCAUCACCCCGCUCCCUUUCUGCCUUGGACCUGGGACCAGGAACGUCGGGGGCACUCCGCCAGCUCCUUCUCUGCCCAGCCUCUGGGGCAGGUGUGCCUGGCCCCUUGUCCUGCUGUGGGCACAGCGGAUCCUGGGCCCCAGCGCCGGCCUAGGCACAGCACGACUCUCGUCCGCACCUCAGGCCUCGGCGUCCUGUCCAGAGACGGCUUUUCCUGCUGGCCCUUUCCAGGGACAGGGGCACCGUCCUGCAAGAAGCCCCGGGUCCCUGCCUGGUCCGAGCCCAGCAGGUGUCUCCGUGUACCUCUCAGAGGCUGGUCCAUCCACCUCGGCCAGGCUGGAAGCAUCGCACUGUCUUCCUGGGCCCCGUCCCCUGCUUUGUUCUCCCUCACAUCCCCACCUGGUGCUCUGGCCAAGCCAUCGAGUGCUCCCCUCCCGCUGUUCUCAGGAAAGAGGUGAUAAACUCAUUCACUCUCA
Molecule: messenger RNA, 2193 nt
Organism: Lagenorhynchus albirostris (white-beaked dolphin)
Lineage: Eukaryota; Metazoa; Chordata; Mammalia; Artiodactyla; Delphinidae
Gene: LAD1
Product: ladinin 1
Exons: 10
Coding region: 16-1707 (563 amino acids)
Molecular function (GO): structural molecule activity
Source: RefSeq, a predicted model, not a curated record